AUGCCAACUUAUGUGAAGUUUUUGAAGGAUAUUUUGACAAAGAAAAGGAGGCUUGGGGAGUUUGAGACUGUCGCUUUGACGGAGGGCUGUAGUGCCAUGUUGAAAAGUAAAAUCCCACCCAAAUUGAAAGAUCCGGGCAGCUUUACAAUUCCAAUUUCUAUUGGGGGUAGAGAUGUUGGAAGAGCUCUUUGUGACUUGGGAGCUAGUAUUAAUCUCAUGCCGAUGUCUACUUUUAGAAAGUUGGGAAUUGGAGAAGCGAGGCCAACCACCAUCACUUUGCAAUUAGCGGAUCGUUCCAUGGCUCAUCCGGAAGGGAAAAUUGAAGAUGUGUUGGUGCAAGUGGAUAAAUUCAUUUUUCCGGCUGAUUUUAUCAUUCUAGACUAUGAGGCCGAUAGAGAAGUUCCGAUUAUUUUGGGACGGCCAUUUCUUGCUACCGGAAGAACCUUGAUUGAUGUACAAAAUGGGGAACUCACUAUGAGAGUGAAUGAUCAAGAAGUCACUUUUAAUGUGUUCAAUGCUAUGAGAUUCCCGGAUGAGAUUGAAGAAUGUUCACGUUUGAGUGUGAUUGAUUCUAUUGUGGCUGAAAGUUUUCACAAGGAAGUGUGGAAGGAUGAGAGGGUGAUAAGCUCUCUUGAAGAUCUUGAAGUUUUGAGUGAAGAUGAAGAAACCCAAGUUGCUUGGGUUGAGCCGAUGCAACCUUUCCCUAAAUUCAAGAGAUCUUUUGAGUCUUUAGAGUUGAAAGAAAGCAAUUUCAAGCCUCCAAAGCCUUCCAUCCAAGAACCACCAAAGUUAGAGCUGAAACCUUUGCCAAGCCACCUCAAAUAUGCUUAUUUGGGAGAGAAUGAAAACUUAUUUGCCAAUAAUUAUUUCAGCGUGUUUGGAAGCUGA
Molecule: messenger RNA, 888 nt
Organism: Cannabis sativa
Lineage: Eukaryota; Viridiplantae; Streptophyta; Magnoliopsida; Rosales; Cannabaceae
Exons: 1
Coding region: 1-888 (295 amino acids)
Source: RefSeq, a predicted model, not a curated record